AUGUACCGAUUUAGUGAACGCGGAAUAUCGAGUCUAGUGCAGUGCCUACGGCUGACGGCCAACUGGGUGUGGCCGGCGUCGCGCUGCGGGCGCGGGUCGCGCGGGUACUGGGCGCCGGCGCCGUCGCUCGGGUCCCUGCCGCCGCCGCCGUCGCCCUCGCCCUCGCCCUCGCCCUCGCCCGCGCCCUCGUCCAGCGACGACGGCGGCUUCCUGCCGCGCCUGCGCGCGCCGCUGCGAGCCGGCGCCGCGCCGCCGCUGCCGCGCGCCUCCUCGCCCGCCUGGCCGCCCUGGCCGCCCUGGCCCGCCUGGCCGCCCUGGCCGCCGUGGGCGCCGUGGUCGCCGCUGCACGUGUCCGACCUCAGCUCCGUGCCCUUCCCGAGCUCCGCCGAGGGCUCCUUCCCCACGCCGCCCGAGCCCUUCCGCCCGCGCGCGCGCGCGCCCGCCCGCCCCCACCCCCACCCCCACCACCGCCACCCGCGCCCGCCGCCGCACGAGGCCUCGCCCGAGAGCCGCUCCUCCUCCAGCGGCUUCGGCAGCAAGAACGCCUCCUCCUCCGCGCACAACCGCAGCAGCCUGGCCGAGUGGCGGCCGCCGCCCUACCGGCCGCCGCCGCCCGCGCCCGCGCCCUCCCUGCGACCCGGCUCGGCGGCGGACGCGGGCUCGGUGGACGUGCACUACGAGUGGGACCGCGCCACGCGCACGCCCACGCCGUCCACGCCGGAGCGGCGGCCGCGCGCGCGCGACGACGUGGAGGCGCGGGUGCGCGCCAUGAAGGAGGAGUUCCUGGAGUUCCGCAAGCGGCAGGCGCUGCGGCGGCGCUCGCCCGAGCCGCCGCUGUCGCCGCUGGCGGUGUACCCGCUGUCGCCGUUGUCGCCGCUGUCCCCGCUCUCUCCGUUGGCGCCGCUCGCGCCGGCGCCGGCCGAGAGCGUGUGCUGA
Leguminivora glycinivorella is the source of this 936-nucleotide messenger RNA. Its product is annotated as vegetative cell wall protein gp1-like. The record is from RefSeq and is a predicted model, not a curated record. The transcript is spliced from 2 exons. NCBI's taxonomy places the organism in Eukaryota, Metazoa, Arthropoda, Insecta, Lepidoptera, Tortricidae. The coding region runs from base 1 to 936 and encodes 311 amino acids.